UGGUCUGUAAGAAGUAUUUCAGUUAUUUUCUGCUGAUUCGCUUUUAAAUGUCUCGGGCUGCUCCGGGACUGGCUGAGGGCUGUCAGGACCAGCUUGCCGGCUCAGCACUUUCUGGAACCUCACUUGCUCACCAAUGAGGAAGUUGAAAGCAACCAGGAGAAGGACAGGCACUGGGGCGGAGCUGUGGUAAAGUCCUGGGCUGGGAUGACUGGGGGCCGGCUGACUUUCCUUACGACAAAAAGCCUUUUGUCCACGGGAAUAAAUACGGAAGUCCCAGAAGAGCAGCCUCCCCAGUCCGUGUGUAGUAAGGUGCGCAGCCUCGGCUGCUUCUGGGCAUAAAAGCUGCACUGACUUUUUACAGUUGCCCUGGGUGCACCAUCGUCACGCAAACCGGAAGGAGGGCUCAGUGAGGUGACCUGAAAGAGACCAAGUGUGCUGGCUCUGCGGCUGAGGAGUCUGGCAGCCGGGUCCUGUUGCUCUCUGUCCUGUAAGUUAAGAGCCGAUGGAGUGGAUAAACUGAGAGCCGAGGAAAGCAACACAAGUCAGAACUUCCAUUGAGGGCACUGCUGUGGGACAUGGAGGACGUUGGUAACUCUUUGAAUGGCAGUGAUGUCUCGGAACCAGAAAAACCUGAAGCUGGGCUUGAAAUGGCCCAGUCGAUCCUGAGCAAGUUCUCUAUGAAAUCCCUGUUCGGGUUCACGAGUAAACUGGAAUCCGUGGCGCCUGAAGAGGAAGAUGCCGUGCUGAAAGCAUUCCGCAGCUUAGUGGUGGAUCCCACACCUCAGCCGGAUGAGCCCCGCGAUGGCUCGGAUCCGCAGGAGGCAGAGGCUCAGGUUCCACCUGACCUUGGAAAGGAUGGGAAGGCCCCAAAGGUGGAGACCGAGACCGAGUCAGAGGGAAGUCAGAGGAAAACAGAGGCAGGCAUUGCUCUCCCUGCUCGGGAGCUUGUUCCACUCACUGCGUUGAGCGCGAGCACAGACGAUGUCCUUUUGGUUCGUGGGACCCUCGUGAACACCACCAGUGAUUCCGACUCUGAUGAUGGUGGCCAGGAUCCAGAAGAGGGAGGCAACACCAAUGGCCCGAAGUCCCCUAGUGUUGUUUUAUCUACGCCAUCUGAGGAGCCCAAAGACAAGCCAGGAGAUUGUAAGGAGAAUAUUGCCACUAGGGGAGCAGAGGAUGCCGAGCUCUCUGCCGAAGGUCCUCAAGGGGCUCCACCUGAGAUAAGCAGCAAACCAGAGCCUGGCAAUGGUGGUCUUCAGACAGAGCACAGCUCCAGCCAAGGACAAGCUGGAGAGGAAGGUUCCCUAGCUCUUCCUGUGGUAACAGACCAGAACUUGAGUGGUGGUAUCACCAAGAGCACCUCUUCUAAAAAAGAAGUCCCCGGAGAGAAGUCAUUCCAGCUUCCAGCUUUUUUUAGCGGGCUUCGAGUGCUGAAGAAGGGGGCUCCAGCUGAGGGUGGGGAGACCAUCACCGAAAUUAAACCAAAGGAUGGGGACCUGGCUUUGCUCAAAUUGACCCAGCCUGUUCAGAAGUCCCUAGCACAGACAGUGCCACAGAGGGUAAAGACGGGGGAGAAGACAAGUGACCUGAAGGCCACUCCCACUCUCUUGGAGCAGCUGUCGCAGCUACUCAGCAUUGACAUGCCCAGGGCCGAACUGAAGGCAGAAGACCCUGAGCCGCCCAGGGGAGAAGACAUGGGCUGCAGCGCUGCCCAGGAGAGCCAGAGCGGCCCCGGACAAACGCAAACCCCGAGUGGGGAGGUCAAGCCAAAGUCAUCAGAAACCGCCCUGGAGGCCUUUAAAGCCUUAUUCAUCCGUCCCCCCAAAAAGGGGACCACAGCUAACACCCCUGAACUGGAAGCUCUCAAACGCAAGAUGAGGCAUGAGAAGGAGUCCCUAAGAGCGAUGUUUGAACCGUCCAAGUCAAGGCCAGUGGAUGGCCCCUCCGAUUCCAAAAGCCCUGAUCACAGCCCCACUGAGCAGGACGAUAGGACUCCUGGCAGACUCCAAGCUGUCUGGCCACCCCCAAAGACAAAGGACACAGAAGAAAAAGUGGGAUUGAAGUACACCGAAGCAGAAUAUCAAGCUGCUAUUUUACACUUGAAGAGGGAGCACAAAGAAGAAAUUGAAAACCUGCAGGUAUAUUUCUUUGAUUCUAUUGAACUGAUUAUUGCCUGUAACAGGAAGUUUCAGGAUCUUAAUUUCAAAGAAGUACAUAUUGAAUCAGACACUGAUUCUAGUUUAACGAUGUCUGAGGUGACUCCAAACCUCAAGAGAGAACAACAAAAUUUAAAAGAAACCAUUGAAAACCUCAAACACGAGAUAGAACACCGAUGGCGAGGAGGCCGUGAAGAGAUGAGAGAUGUUUGUAUCUCCACCGAUGAUGACAACCCUCCAAAGACCUACAGAAAUGUGUACAUCCAGACAGACAGAGAGACUUUCCUCAAACGCUGCGAAGGUGAAAGCAAGACAACCAGAAGUAACCAAAUAAUACCUAAAAAGCUAAAUAUCUCCUCGUUAAGCCAGCUCUCUCCCCCAAGUGACAGCAAAGACAUCCAUGCACCACUUCAGUCUUUGGAAGGCAUCUCAUCAAGUCAGCAGAAGGCAUCGCCUCCCCCUCCUGCACCACUCCUGCCAGAAGCCAUCCCUCCUCCUCCUCCUCCCCUCCCACCUGCACUUGGACCUUUGCCACCAGUCCCUCCUCCACCACCUCCGCCACCUCCUCUGCCUCCAAGUGCUGGCCCUCCCCCACCUCCUCCCCCACCACCACUUCCUAACUCACUCGCUCUGCCCAAUAGUGGGGGGCCUCCUCCUGCUCCAACACCCCCAGGACUUGUGCCCCCACCUCCUCCUGGACUCUUCUUUGGAGUCAGCCCUUCUUCUAGCCAAUGUCCUCGGAAGCCAGCCAUUGAGCCCAGUUGUCCCAUGAAGCCUCUGUACUGGACUAGAAUACAAAUAAGUGAUAAGAGCCAAAACGCUGCACCAACACUGUGGGAUUCCCUGGAAGAACCUGAUAUCCGGGAUACUAGUGAAUUUGAGUAUUUAUUCUCCAAAGACACUACUCAGCAGAAGAAAAAACCUCUGUCAGAGACGUAUGAGAAAAAAAACAAGGUCAAAAAGAUCAUCAAAUUAUUGGAUGGAAAACGAUCUCAAACUGUGGGAAUCUUGAUAUCUAGUUUGCACUUAGAAAUGAAGGAUAUCCAGCAGGCCAUUUUCAAUGUGGAUGACUCUGUGGUUGACCUGGAGACCCUGGCAGCCUUGUAUGAAAACAGAGCCCAAGAGGAUGAGUUGGUUAAAAUAAGAAAGUAUUACGAGACAUCCAAAGAAGAAGAGCUGAAGCUGCUGGAUAAACCUGAGCAGUUUUUACAUGAGUUAGCCCAGAUCCCGAAUUUUGCUGAACGUGCCCAGUGUAUCAUCUUCAGAUCUAUCUUUUCCGAGGGUAUCACCUCCUUGCAUCGAAAGGUAGAGAUCAUCACGCGAGCUUCUAAGGGCUUGCUGCACAUGAAGAGUGUGAAGGAUAUUUUAGCUCUCAUUCUGGCUUUUGGAAAUUAUAUGAAUGGAGGAAAUAGGACUCGGGGACAAGCAGAUGGAUACAGCUUAGAAAUUCUGCCCAAACUCAAGGACGUCAAAAGUCGGGAUAAUGGGAUUAAUCUGGUGGACUAUGUCGUGAAAUACUACCUGCGUUACUAUGAUCAGGAAGCAGGAACAGAAAAGAGUGUUUUCCCCCUGCCUGAACCACAAGAUUUCUUUCUGGCUUCCCAAGUCAAGUUUGAAGACCUCAUAAAAGACUUGAGAAAACUGAAGAGGCAACUAGAAGCAAGUGAGAAACAGAUGGCGGUGGUGUGCAAGGAGUCACCAAAGCAGUAUCUCCAGCCUUUUAAGGACAAGCUAGAAGAGUUCUUCCAGAAAGCCAAAAAAGAGCAUAAAAUGGAAGAAAGUCACUUGGAGAAUGCACAGAAAAGUUUUGAAACGACAGUGGGAUACUUUGGGAUGAAGCCAAAGUCUGGCGAGAAGGAGAUCACACCCAACUACGUGUUUAUGGUGUGGUACGAGUUCUGCAGUGACUUCAAGAUGAUUUGGAAACGGGAGAGUAAGAACAUUUCUAAAGAAAGAUUGAAAAUGGCUCAGGAAUCAGUCAGCAAGUUGACGGCAGAGAAGAAAGUGGAGACAAAGAAAAUCAAUCCCACAGCUAGUCUGAAAGAAAGACUGCGUCAGAAGGAAGCCAGUGUGACCACCAACUGAAGCAGACACCUGAAAAUGAUGAGUGAGACGCUUAGUACCUUGCAUGAUCCAACACCAGUGCUGCUGGAAGUUCUUGAAAGACACGUUACUAAAUGUUUGUUUUGCUCAUCGCUUCCUGAGGUCAUCUGCAGUGAGCACCCCGUGCCUUCUUAAAGAAGCUCCUUGUUAAGCUGCAGAAACAAUGAAAAGCUGCUUAAGAGAACAUUGCAGGAGUAUUUGAUAAUUGUUUCUUGUAGAGGUCGUUAGUCUGCUUUGUUAUACGACCAGAAGAAAUACCAAGAUUUUCCAAAUUGUUUUAAAAGCGGAGAAUUUCAAGCUUUCUAGUCCAAGCUUGAUACAUGUAAAUUUGUGACAGAAGAAAAAGAUCUUUUAUGACAGUUGCCUUGAAAGAGUUCAAGCCUUUACACACUGCUGGUUUGAUUAUUGAUCCUGAUUUUGAUCCUAUUGCAGCAAGAUCCUAAAGCAUCGUUCUCAACAAAAAAUGUUGAAACUUACCAAAACUAUUUUUUAAGACAUCUAAGACUAUGUAUUUCCCAGAUGAGAGAAAUGGUUAUUUCCUUGUUGUUGUUCAUGUAAUGGAAAGGAGAGAAAAUGGAAUUAUACAUGGGUGGAGAAGGGGUUAAAUGGCCAUAAACUUCAUCCUGGAGAACAAAUUAUGAUAAGGGAGUUGACGUCAGUCAUUAAGUGAGACCCAGUCUUUUUGUUUUUAUGUCAGUUCAUUAUGGUUUCCUGAACCAGCAGGGAUCCCAAACCCCUUCUCCCAGAAGAAACAGUGAUACAUGAGCAGGGACAGACUUGGGGUCAAAGCAGCUGCUUGGACAAGUGACCCAGUAACAGAGCACAUUUCACAUUUCGGAAUGUUCGUGAAAGCCAUGUUGACAUGCAGCUGAGCCCUAUGUCAUGUUCUGGGACUGUGUGUGGCUGGACCUCUCCCUCUAACCCCAGGAGGCAGUUUCCAGACAGGAGAGCAAAUGCUACUCACAGUCUUUUACCAGCAUGUGACAAAGGGUGAAGCAGGGGUCUUUGAUGUCUGAAAAAUUAAGGGCAGAAAAAAGUUCUCUGCAUCCAAAUACAAAGAAGGCGACUACGUUAAAUUAAACUUUGAGUGGAAUAUCAUGCAUAGGCAGCUUUCUCAUACCCCGGGAGCUGAUAUGGCCAUUGUCCCUUGAGUCACAAGGAAAAUGAAUCUAUCUUGUGAGGGCAGAAGAGGGGCUAGGGAUGAAUUGAGAAUGAGAUCAAAGACUAUCAUUGAGCAUUGAAGGGAGAAAGACCGAGCUUUCACCUGCAGUUGGUGGAGGACAGUCUAGAGAUGGGCAACAACCUACUAACCCUUCCCAAUCUAGCUGCGGUGUGUGGCCUGCCCCUUCCCCCCAAGACCUUCCCAGAACCUCUCAACUUGCCAGGUGCCUGAGUGUCUACGCAGGAAAUGCCUGCCAGUUAUCAGUCCUCUCAGGGACCUUGUAAUAGAUUCAGCCAAUUAAAGCAGCACCAUAUCCUAAUAUCGCAUCUAUCCCUGGAAUCUAGAAUGUAUAGUCAGGAUCAAAUCAAGUCUCCGAAGCCAUAUUCAUGCAGGUGCUAACCACCUUUUCUAACAAUUCAAAAGAAAGGGAAUAUAGUAACAUAGUUGGGUUUUGUUUGUUUGUUUGUUUUUCCAAUUCAAAAUAGAAGGAUGAGACAAGUAAAAUAGAAAAGCUGGUAAGGAACUUACAUGACUAAAAGACGUUGCUUGUGAGCAAGAAGCUUUUCAUACUGCUUUCUUAUAGGGUUUCUUCAUUUUCACUUAACUGUGAAGAAAACCUAAGGAAUUCAUCGAUUUAAAACAAAUUCCACUUGCAGCCACCCUGGGCUCUGUGACAUUCCUUCUAGUCCUAUUGUGCAAAAGAAAAGAGCCUGUUUUGCCCAUGCCUGGGGAAUCAACUUUGAAUUCAGUGAGACCAACAUAAGUGGAGAUCCUUAUGGUCCUUAUAGACGCAAUGGGAGACAGCAGCAGGUGGCUUUCUGUGGAGUCACUGUUGUACAGUUCAGGUCCUGGAGUAAGAUGCUCACAAAUAAAAUCACUGACGAUAAGCAAGACUGUCACUUUGGCCACAUAAUCCUGCAAGGAGAAGCCCUCAGGGUACCAAUGCUGAAGAAUAAUGAGUGGAUACAUUUAAUUUGAGAGCUAGACAAAAGCAGCCCAAGUUGGAUUUCAUCCUCGUGGACUGACUAAAAAUUGGCAGUUAAGUAACUAUUUCUAAAGAGUGAAAUUUGCCUGCCUCUGUUAGGGAAACCUUGUGAUUUUGUAAGAUGGUAAAAUAGUCUGUUAGCAUAUUAGACACCAGGGCAGGGUUUCCAUUAUUUUCACCCAGUUUGAAUCCUGUAUUCUGUAUUUGGAUGCCCCCUCCCAGUUCCACACAAGUACUGGAUUGUUGACACAUUCUUCGUUUCCAGUUUAGGUUGAUACUCAGUAAAGGUUCACAAGAGUUUCGAGGUGUCUAAGAUAACCUGGGGACCCUCCAUGAUUCCUCUAAAAUGCAUGUUGAGAUUGUGUUAAAUGCAACAGUCAUCUCUACAUUUUUCAUGAAAAGGAAGUAGUUAGAGUACCACUCAGCAGCUUAGGCAUAUGAGGUAAGCAUGGUUUAAGUGGGUGUUCUAAGCGCCCCCUGAAUGAGAGGGAGAGUAUUGCUACUCUGUGUUUAACCAGACAUGCACAUCUGACUUACUAGUCAGACUCUGAGAAACCUUAACUUAGAAACAGCAUCUUCUCUUCCUAACUAAGAUUCAUUCAACCUGAGGGCACAAUUGGAUAGCAGUUCAGAUUCUUGCAUGAGUAAUUGGCAUCAUCCUAGAGCACACAAGUAUGUCAUAUAUUACACCAGAGCAUGAUAUAAACAUGUUAGGUAAAAAAACAGCAGGCCUGUGAGGUAUUAAAAAUCAGGUUAGAAGAUGGUGUGCUGUAUGGCUUUUAACCCAAGAAGAGGCAACUUUUGGGGUGGAAGGGGGGUGGGAAAGUGUGGCCAAGCAGAAAUGGAUGAAUAUGCUGGUGGAGCCCCAGCAGUCAUGGGUGAUGGACCUGCUUUGCAGCAGUUGCCUUUUGAAUACUUGAGUUGACGUCUAUGAUGUCUCUUGAAAUGCUUGCUGCAACUAUCUAGGAAUUUUGGAGGAGGAAUUUCUGAAAUCUGAAGCGUAGGAUAAGGAAACCCAGUGUUGCUAUUACAUCUUAAAAUGUUGUAGCCAAAACAGGCCCCAUGGUUGAGGAAUUCAAUGUCAGAUUGGGUGCCAUGCCCCCGGUGUGGACAAUAGAAGCUGCACCUCUGCUGAGCCUCCUUAGGCACCCUCUUUGUCCAUAAGCACCAUAAGGAAAGGUGUUUCCUAAAUCAAAAGCUCAUACACUGGCUGGAGCAACUGGAGCAACUGAAGGAAGGAAUAAAACUCUUUGGUGAUAUUGGGAACCUCCACAAAGAUAGUCAUCAGUCUGGCUCUUCCAAGGACCAGGAUCGGAUGUGGCAGAAGAGGUGUAAGCGUAUUUUUGCACAUCUCCCCAUAGAUUAAACUGCCUGCAAUGGGGGAGUUUUUGCUCUAACUAUAUUCUGGCUUUCUUGACUGUUAUGUUUUCUUGUUUCUAUUUCUCCUUCUCCCUUGCCUGGUGUCAUUCAUGUGGAUCAUGGCCUGCUGCAGCUCAGCAGACAACACCUAGUCAGUGUGUGACGGGGAAUCAGCAACGCAGACCUGCAGCCUCUUACCCAGCAACCAAACUGUAACCUUGGCAGGGGAGCACCUUUAUUCCCUGACAUCCUAAACUGGUCUAUUUUGUCAUACCCUGUCCUCCCCUAAACAAACCAGUUUAGGUCUUUCUGAGUUAAAGAGAGGGAAGAAGUCCAAAAAAUAACUUUUUUUCCCCCCUAGAUAUCUGAUCCAAAUGUACGAUUUUAUGAAGUAGUUUAAGUUGUCUUUAAGAAUUGCCAGGAAGAACUCUGUUAGAUUUGAGCUUCAUUUUUCUUUGAUCCCGCCUGUUCUAAUAAGAAAAAAAGAAAGAAAAAAAACCAAGAGCUAGAAGGGAAAAUGAAAACAUCAGCCGAUUUGGUAAACCACAAAUUAGUUGAUUAGUUUCUGGAUCACAAAAAUGGACAUGUAGUGAAAUCCAGUGAGUUUAUUUUUGAAAAAGUCACAUACAAGGAGAAGUGGUAUGAUGUAGUGAAAGAAGUGCUAGACCAUUAAAAUUUCCUUAUUCUGGGCUCUCUUAAGAGCAGUUUAUAAAUGUGUGGAACACCCAGCAUACUGUACUACAUUUCAUAUAUUAGAUAGGGUACUUUUAAGAACAAUACCACUGAAGAGAGUGGAUUGAAUAAAGACACAAACUUUCAUUCAUGUCAGCUACUUUCUCAUCAUGAAGAAAUCUGCAACACGAGAAAUAGGCCAGUGUGGCCAAACUAAAUAGUAGUUGAAAAAUAUGAAUAGUUUUUAGCCUUUCCAAAAUGCAAAUAACUUGUUGGAUAUAUUUUUAUUUUCUAGCUGUAGAGAAAAAUAAUCCAACUGCUUGCAAUCUUCUCUAUUAUUAGUGCAGAAGUCACUUGAAGAAAAGCACCUUAAGAAACAGGCCUCGGCAUAUCUGGCUCCUUUAGACUCACAUACUCACAUACUAGUAUUUAUAACUCCAUUAGCAAUUGAAUCCAGGUGUAACUAGUCUCCGUUACAUAGCAAUAUGUGACUGAGAGGCCCAUUUUGUGUCAUUUCGGCACACCCAUCAAUUGUUGACACCUUGUUAAAAGCACUGAGUGUUAAUUUCACAAUUCUUCAUUUCCCCUCCCAAGUAAUGGGCAAUCUACCAAACCCUCCAGAGCAACGCAUUGCUGGGACUAGUUAAUUCAAGAAAGCUUUAACAUGUAAAACUUGAAGCCAAUUCAGUAGUCUUAUUUGUUCCCAGACUCUUAACCAAUACCGUGAUAUAAACUUAGCAUGUGGGAAAUUUGUGUAGUUGACAACUUACUUGGAAAUGUGAAGAUGUUAAUAUCGCAGCUAGUUCACUCUGUCUCUUAAGUCCCCAUGCUGUUUCUACCAACAAAGAGAUUAGGGAAGUAAACCAGACCUCAUUCAGUAGGUUGGCUGCCCCCAAAUAGACCUUACUGGAUUCACUCCCCGUCUAACCCCAGCCCCUCUCCCAACCCCACUGGUGAUAGAAAGUAACUUAGAGGACCUUUUCCUUCUCCUCCUUCCCUUCUCUGGUAUGAUGGUUCACUUCAGACAACAACUUAAAUGCACUCCAGACUUUAUUGCAUAUCACAUCUAUGAAGUACCUGUUCAUGAAUUUCUUCUCCAUUCUAUGAUCUGGAGAAGACUGACUUAAUCUCAGAUUUUUAUAUGAAAGUGGUCACGAAAGCCAUUAGUUUAUUCUUCUACAUUCCACCUACAUUCAUAUAAUUUUCUAUUUUAAAACAAAUCUCUUAAUACUAAGAAUCUCUAAACUCUUCUUUUCUAAAAUCUUAUCCGGAUACUUCUGUGGGCUAUUUUUUUUUAAUGUUUUACAUGAAAUUUAAUAGCAUUGGACUAGCAAAAUGCAAAUGACCCCAUAGUUUCCAGCAGAAAUUCAACUCCAAAGAACUUGGAAUUCUUCUCCAUAGAGUCAACAACCUUCUACCAACCUAGGCUGUUUCGUAGGAUGAGCAUUUUCCUAAAUUCUACCUGUACAGACACCAAGGGGCUCUUUGUCUUUGAAACUGAAAAUACCUUUAAAGAGAAUGAAUAUUUCUCCCCAUAUAUAAUGUGAGCUGCCAGUGUGUUAUACUUAGGACAUUAACUAAGAAAUCAAGUGUUUCAGCAUGUACUCUCAGUAGCUCAUCAGCAUCUUGGGCAAAGCUGUACCUACUUUCCUUCCUUGUUCUCUUCCAGGGCUUGCUCCCAUUCUUGUCUCAUGAAACAACUAUAUUUUUGUUUGUUCAUCUGGGUCAGCUUUCCAAAAUGAAAGUCUAGUCCUGUAGACUACUGAGCUUACAGGGGAAUUACUCUCUACCUCCCCAUACAUGGACCAUAGAUAUAUAUGUUCAGGAAGGAACAACUCUCUGGGAACUUUUGGGAUGAAUUUUGAAUUCCAGGUUUUUUCUAUGAGAUAUUUAAAAAUGAGUAUAUAGCAUACAAAAAAAAACCUAUAUUCUCAAUAAGAGACUAGAAGGUGAUUCAAAUUCUUUACAUUUUAGAUAGGUUUGAGCUAAUAUUUUCCCUUUCUUCUUGGCAGUGUGUUCCUAGCUAUAAUUUUAUUUCUUCACAUCUGACCACCAAGACAUAACAUAGAUGGUCUCAGCCCCAGAGACUGCAAUCUGCAUAGUCCUCCAAAGACAUCCAUUGUCGUUGGAAACAAAUCCAUGAAUGAUGAGGAAAGUCUAGUGACAAUUCUUCUGUGUGCCCAGGGUGACACACAUAGGAUUUUUAGGUCUACUAGAGAAAUAGGCCUAUUCCAAGUUAUUAAUUUUAUAAUUCUGUAAUUCUUCAAUUUCUCAAGACACAAAUAAUAUGACCCUAAGAGGAUAUGUAAUCUUCAAAGAAUAUAAGCAUUAAAAAGGACUUCUCUUUAAAGAAAUAAUCUAAGAUACUCCUAAAAAAUGCAGAAACUUUUAAAAUUAAAAUUCAAAUAAUUUUUAAGACUCUUUAAAGAAAACAUCAUUGUUUCAUUAUAGUCUUCCUUUCAUUGAGUUUUAAUUUAGACGAGUGCAGAAAGCAGCGUGCCCCUGGACUUGGAUUUAGGGAAUCAUGCUUUGGCCUGGAAAAUGAGGGCUGGACUACGUGCUCAGAACCUAAGUGAAAUCAGUCAACACCCUAAUAGGAAUCAGGCCUAACAAAUGUAAAUGAUCUCAAGUCCUUUAAGGUUUAAUAUUCUUAGCGACACCCUGGACACUGCUUCCUAAAAUGCGUUUGCUCCAUGCAGCUAGGUGUCUUCAUUCUGCCUUAUGAGAUCGCAAGCCAUUGGGAUGAGGGAUACAAGUAGGACACGGGAGAAGGGCAAUUUGAACAAGGCCAGGGUGCAACAUUUGGCUGAUGUAAUGCAUUGUUAGGGAGCUGGUGAUUUUUGCCAUGGUUGUGUCAUGGGUGGCCAUUCAACGGAAAUUCAAGGAAUCUGUAUUAGGCAAAAAAUGGGAGUGCCCAGUGUCUCAUAUUGGUCAGUGCCUGACAACGGGCUGAAAAAUCAGGUACCCCAAUGACACCGGCCUACGCUUGCUGAAAUAACACCAUUAAAUCUCUGACUCAUUUUCCUGGGGUUGGUUGUCAUUGCACCUUCCUGUUUACUCUAUGCCUGCCCAAAAGUCAUUUUGGCAUCUAGCACCACUUCACUUUGCUCCUUUGAAUACAUCUGCUUCGGCCUCCCCUUCUUCACACCCUGCAGCUAGGUUUUUUCUCCCUCUACUGUUACGGUUUCCCCAGGACCCACCUCUUUUUCCCCCCUCUCCCUCACAGACAGCCGAAUGCCUCCCUGAGCUCUCACUCUCUCCUCUCACACCUUAUGCUCUAUUUCCCAGCCCUUUGGACAGGGCACUGUGCUGUCACCGACGGAGACACACUGCUGUGACUGCCUCUUGUUAAUGUCAGCAUCACCUCAUCACUUAGGCAGAGAGGGGAAAAUCCAUAAAAGAGAUGGAAAAUGCAUUUCUUUUUCAUUUUAUUCUACUUUAUUUUAAGAAGGUUGAGGGCAGGGUUGUUCUCGUCCUUCUUGAUUUCUCAUAGAUUUUACUUUAAAACUGUCUAACUGGGGCCAUUCUUUUGAUAAAUUAUAGAUCAGUGCAGGUCACCCAUUAUGAUGCAUAAGACUAAAUUUUUAAAGCUCAUAGUAACUUUUCUAUGCUGCUGGACAAAUUGACUAAAUUCUGUGCAAAUAUUUUGAGUCAUAGGCUUUUUAUUGCCACCUCAGUCUUACUACUACUCAUGAUUCAAACAUCUACAUGAACCUGGAUCAGAAUGUUGACAAUUUGUGGUCGUUUUCAGAUCAACAGUAACUGUUAGACUCUUGAAAGCACGAAAAGAAAGUAUAAGCAUGUCCCAAAUAAUCAACAAUUUGAUGUGCAAAAGCACUGGAUUUUCUGUUCAAGUAUAUUAGAUCAAUCUAUAGGUGUAAACUUCUUAAAGGAUUUUAAGCAAUAAUGAAGGCAGUUUGAGAAAUGAGAAGGCACUUUAAAGACAUGAAACCUUACCUUACAUGGAUAUUUUUUUAAUGUAAUAAGCUAAUUGGAUUCAGGUAUUUUUUUCCCUUUAAAUUUUUAAAAAUAUGUAUUUCUAAUUUGUUUGCAUAUUUAAUUCUUUCAAAGCUGGAAAUGCUCAUUGUUUGAAUUUGUAAAUGUUAUUUGCAACCAAAUGAAGUAUUUAUUUUUAAAAAGAAAAGGUGAAGGAACCAAUAUUGAUUUGUACAUAGUGAAAAUAUGUGUGUGUGUGCCUGUGUGUGUGUGUGUGUGUGUGUGUGUGUGUGUGUGUGUGUAUUUUUUUCCUCCUUGACACUACUUGGUCACCACAUCAAGUGUAUUUUUGUACAUAAUAUAUAUUGGUUAGAAAUUGUAGAUUGUCUAUUCAAAGAAUUCUAUCUCUGUGAUAGAUUAUAUUUAUCCUAAUCUGUCGAUACCUCUGUUAAUUUGUUUCAAGAGAUAGAACUCUAUUUUUUUGGAAUUUGCAGAGAAUUGCAUUCAUGGCUUCCAAUUGUAAGUAUGCUAUGGGUAUUUUAAUAAAUCUUGGUUUCAUGUC
Molecule: messenger RNA, 12935 nt
Organism: Hipposideros armiger (great roundleaf bat)
Lineage: Eukaryota; Metazoa; Chordata; Mammalia; Chiroptera; Hipposideridae
Gene: FMN1
Product: formin 1
Exons: 18
Coding region: 576-4241 (1221 amino acids)
Biological process (GO): actin nucleation; cortical actin cytoskeleton organization
Cellular component (GO): actin filament; cytoskeleton; cytoplasm
Molecular function (GO): microtubule binding; actin filament binding
Source: RefSeq, a predicted model, not a curated record